AGGGCUUCGCACAGUUCGUGCACCGAAUGAAUGCGUUUACCGUGCAGUGGUUCUCCCUUGAGUACUUCCGUUAGGUUGACAAAGUGACAAGUUGAGAGUGCAGGGUUUGUAGUUUUGGUGAUGUCGGCACUACUCAGCGUUACCUGACUGACCUUGUGACCUGGAUCCAGCCCACUCGGCCUGCAAAGGAAAAUUCGGUGUGGGGUGGGUGAGCCAAGUUAGCAAGAAAAGAUGCUGAAAGCUCAAACUCAAAUACCUUUCUUAAUUGACUGAUGUCUGUUUAUUUCAACAGUGUUUCCGUUCACUCUAAAAAGAAACACAAGCGAGAAGAGGAUGAUGAUGAUUGUCCAGAAAGAAAGAAAAGACUGACUGAAGCAGAGCUCUGUCCUAGCCCUGAUGACUGGAUUCUUUGUACACAUCCGGACGUAGAGAGUCGCAGAGUAAACCCAUGCAGUGGUGGGCUUCCUGUACCUGGCAUGUUAGAUGCCAUUUGUGAAGAGAUGGAUCAGACAACUGGAGAACCACAGUGUGAGGUUGCCCGAAGGAGGCUACAGGAGAUUGAGGACAGGAUAAUUGAUGAAGAUGAAGAAGUUGAAGCUGAAAGACAUGUUAACCAUCUUCCCAGCCUUGUCCUUUCUGACACCAUGAAAACAGGUUUGAAGCAAGAAUUUGAUGAAGUCUUUACAAAGAAGAUGAUUGAGUCUAUGAGUCGUCCUUCCAUGGAACUUGUGCUCUGGAAACCUCUCCCUGAACUCCUUUCCGAUAAGCCAAAGCCAUCAUCUAAUGUUAAAAACUUCAUGGGAGAGAGCCAAACUAGGCAUGCAGCUGCUGGCACUGCCUUCCCACAGAGAACUGAACUGUUCUUGGAACCUCCACAGACAGGGGUGCCUCUUUACAGUAGUCUGGACACAGCUGCUAGCACAGAAGAAGAGAUGGAACUCUAGAAACCAGUUUCUGUACUAAAUUUGUCAAAAUUUAAAAGGCUGUCAUGUUCAGUAAUGAGCCUACUCUGCAUAGUGUCGGGACUUGAAGGUUUUAUGAAAUGGAUGUCAUGAUACAUCCAUCCGUGAUUUGCGGUGGGACUCCCAUGUCGGGUAGACGUGUAUUGAAGUCACCUUUUGCCAUGGAAGUGUGUCUCAAGAGGAAAACAGUUUUCUGGCAGAUUUCCAAGAGAAUUUUAGGCUAUAGUCUUUUCAAAGGCAAGUAUAGAAGUGGCCAUUGUAAGAGUGACUUAAGUCAUCUAUCACCGUGUUUAAGCCGUUCAUACACUUAGAACACUCUUAAGAUGAAAAAGAUGAUUAAGGAAGAAGGAUGCUCCUAACCACCAGUGUACCCUGGGGGUCACAGCUUGAGACUCAACUGUUUAUGGUGGUGACUGUGAUUGGGAAGCCGGAGGGAAGAAAGCAGUAGUUUAAGCCUGUUUCUAAGGAAUUUAACUGAGGUCAUGAAACUUGUGUAUCAGUUGUUCAAAAUAGCUGUAUUGAUAAAAUAGCCAGUGGUAUUGUGGUUCUCCUCUAUCGCAGAAAAUGCAACAAAAAUACAAAGAAAAGAUUUUUUUUUCUCAAGGCUUUUUUGCCUUGUGCUACUUUUGCUUGUUGAUCUCCCUCCCAUAAUUGAUAACCCUGGUUUUUCGGCGAUGUUUACAGCUUUAACUUUGAGUGCUAGUUUAAAGAUUAUGAGGCGACCCAUCUGCCUGUGGGAGAAGCACCCUUUAAGUACUGUGCCGUGUCAGCAGAACCCAGCAAUGACAACAUCUGUUGUUUAAAAAGGAGAGGUUGUACCCGUGUUAGCAAGUUGUUUUUAAAUGUUAAUGUGGAAAACUGAUUAACUGCUAAUGUAAAGGAGGUGACAUUGAGAUUACUGUGAUAGCCAGUUUGGUGUUUAUACUGUUGUGCAGUAAGCCUAAAAAAUUAGUAAAGCAUAGCUACCUGCCAGGACGAAUCACUGCCUUUUGAAUACUUAAUCCAGGCUCGAGAUGUCUUGGGAAUAACUGGGAUUAAAGUUUUUUAAUUUCUCAGGAAGAGCCCUUCUGUGUGUCAACCAUUCAUAGUACAGAUGUAGUGACAGUUCCUUUAUUGCUACAGAACAUCCAGUAUAAGUUAUUAAAUGAGUACACGAUUGUAAGAUCACCAUAAUAUUAUAGGAGACCACCCAGUUUUUUUUUCUGGGUUUCUUCCUCUAGGAGGCAGAUACUUUUUGUAGGAGGGAAAAAUGGUUUAUGCCAAGUAAGGUGAAUAUUUGGAAAGCCAGCUUCCAGGCAGUUUUGAACCUAUGUUGAAAUCCCUCCCUUUGUUACAGAUGAUGUAGAAUCACAGGUCUGUUAAUUGGACUGUUUCUUCUCUAGCCUGUUGUUUCUGCUUUCUUCAUUUCUGUCUGGAUAGUCAGGAAAAGAUUUAAUGUUUAAUAUUUAAACAAAAUAAUGUCUACACAGUAAAAUUAUUCAAACUUCAAACCAGUAUUGAAUCCAGUUGGAAACCAGCUAAUAGUUUCUUAAUCUCAGACCUAGAGAUGAAUGUAAACUGUAUUAUGUUGAAAUGUGCAAGUGUUUGAUUCAUGCCAUUUGAAAAACUGCCUUGAGGUCAUUGUUUAAUGGGACCAACUUGUAAAGUUUAUAGCCUUAAGUCUUUGUGUUAAAAAGUUUUAGUACAACUCAAAAACAUAAUGGGACUGCCUAGAGUUUGAGUUUCGUCCCAGUGCUGCGGAGGAAAGGGAGAUGGCAGCUUUCCAAAGAAAGACCUGUAGCACAUUAAGAGAUCUUCUAUCUUCUGUAUAAAUUGUUGGCCUCUGAUCAGAGAUCUGUAUUAUAAAAAGGAAAAGAUAGCCCUAAAACAAGACUGAUACAGGGGAUAAUCUAGGGCAAAAUUAGGAGUAUGUUUAUUACAAUCCAAAAUCCCCCAUUUGUUUCAGGGAUUAUCUGACAGAAUCAUUAUUUCUGCAGGAAAAUAAACGUUGAAUGCUCCUUUUUGGACUACUAUCUUCUGGCAUACAUUUUACACAAAUUUUCUUCAUCCUUGUGGUGCUUUUUCAUCUGAGCCAUCUCAACAGUCCCAGCGUCCUUUUUUUUUCUUUUUUUUUCUGUAUAAGGCUUUUGUUUUUGCCUUAAGGUUUCCCUAGGAAAUUAACAGCUCUUUUCAUUUUGUACAGUUUUUGCAUCAUGGAUCAAACAUUGGCUUAAUAUAGUAGUGUAUAAAGAAAAAAACUUAAGCAGGUAAGCUUUAAAGAACAAAUGCAUAUUUUCUCUGAGUUUGAGUAGGAUAUACUUGUUUUUUUUGUUUCUGAUAUGAAUAAGUCCAUUUUUCACAAAUAUUAAAUCAUUUUUUGAAAAUGUUACCCAUUUUUGAAAAGUUACAAAUGUAAAAUAUAGAAAAGUAAUUAGGGUAGGGCUUAGAACCAUGAGAAAAAUGUUUACUGGCAGGUCCAUUUAUUACUUUGGAACUUUUUUUGUAAUAGUGACAAGAAUGGUUGCAGGGCUAGGGAAGUUCUGGGAGAUGCUGUCAGUUUUACUUUAAAAUGAGAACCUGGUGUUUCUGUAUUUUAUCAUUU
Messenger RNA from Fukomys damarensis (Damara mole-rat), 3543 nucleotides. It is a transcript of the gene Ccdc117, whose product is annotated as coiled-coil domain containing 117. NCBI's taxonomy places the organism in Eukaryota, Metazoa, Chordata, Mammalia, Rodentia, Bathyergidae. The transcript has 4 exons. The record is from RefSeq and is a predicted model, not a curated record. Bases 273 to 944 code for a protein of 223 amino acids.